GUAAAUUAUCUUAAUCUACUGUUCAAUUCUUUCAGCUACUACUACUACUUUACAUCUACAAUCACUAUGGGUAACAUUUGCAGAGCUACCAAGUCCAGUAAAGUUAUUGAUCCUCCUUCCGCAUUUGACGAGAGGUACACCCUGUUAGACCACAUUGGAGAAGGAGGAUUCGGAGAAGUCUACACCUGCUUGGAAGUGGAGAGUGGAGCUACCUUUGCUGCCAAACUUAUAACAAACUCCAGAGUUACAGAAUGGAGCAAGUCUGACGUGGAACGAGUCCCGAUGGAGGUGAAAGCCAUGGCUUCCUGUGAUCAUCCCAACAUCAUCAAGCUUCUGGACUACUUCAUCUAUCAGAAACAUUCUAUCCUUGUUAUGGAAAAGCCACUCGACUCAGCGGAUCUCUUCAACUACACAGCUUACCUUGGGGGAGUAUCAGAAACCGAGACCCGACAGAUAAUGAAACAGAUCCUUGAAGCUGUCUGGUACCUUCACUACGAUGCUAGAAUAGUUCACAGGGAUAUCAAACCGGAGAACAUACUGGUCGACGUCCGCAACAAGUCUUGCAAGCUGAUCGAUUUUGGAGCUGCUACCUGGUUCCACCCCAACACCUACUCAGAAUUCUCUGGAACUAGACUGUACGCUCCUCCUGAACUCCUUCUCACUGGAAAAUACAAAGCUGAAGCCCUGACUACCUGGUCUCUUGGAGCUACCCUCUACUUUACCCUCUUUUCUAGACUACCCUUCCCCAACGAGCAAGCUAUAGUGGACUGUACCAUCCGCCUCCCUUCAAGUUGCUCCCUCUCUCCAGACUGCCUUCUGUUCCUGCAAUCUUGCCUUCAUCCCAAUCCUGCUAGACGACCCUCUGCCGAUGGACUACUGAAACACCCCUGGCUAGCAAACAUUGGAUUCUUCCUCCAGUAA
Bolinopsis microptera is the source of this 921-nucleotide messenger RNA. RefSeq names its product serine/threonine-protein kinase pim-2-like. Gene Ontology annotation, molecular function: protein serine/threonine kinase activity; ATP binding. Gene Ontology annotation, biological process: negative regulation of apoptotic process; protein autophosphorylation. NCBI's taxonomy places the organism in Eukaryota, Metazoa, Ctenophora, Tentaculata, Lobata, Bolinopsidae. Gene Ontology annotation, cellular component: cytoplasm. The record is from RefSeq and is a predicted model, not a curated record. The transcript has a single exon. The coding region runs from base 67 to 921 and encodes 284 amino acids.